Molecule: messenger RNA, 3392 nt
Organism: Tigriopus californicus
Lineage: Eukaryota; Metazoa; Arthropoda; Copepoda; Harpacticoida; Harpacticidae
Product: nuclear receptor-binding protein-like
Exons: 8
Coding region: 327-3203 (958 amino acids)
Biological process (GO): protein phosphorylation; intracellular signal transduction; endoplasmic reticulum to Golgi vesicle-mediated transport
Cellular component (GO): cytoplasm; endomembrane system
Molecular function (GO): protein serine/threonine kinase activity; ATP binding
Source: RefSeq, a predicted model, not a curated record
CAUACUUAAAGGUAUCAAUCGUCUCUAUCCCCCGACCACACCAAGAUCAAGAACAUACACACCGUGAAGUGACGUGAUCCCGAAGAGGAAAGAGCAGACGAACGAAAUCCUCCAGUAUCCGAGUCCCCUCCCCCCUCCCAAUCCGCCCCUUUCAUCCUCGGCCAUCCCUGUCCAACACCCUUAACCCUCUACGCACCAAAAUCUUCCUCCCCCUCUUUCAAAUCACCUUCAAUCUUCCUUACCAUCCUUUCUUCAUUGACCGCUCAGGCUCUCAUUUGAGCUAGGCGCCGGUCAGCUUGACGGGAGCGCGCUCGCCUCUCAGGGCAAUGGAGGGCAAGGUCGCGCGCUUCACCAUCUCGCCGAGCGGCGCUGACUCGCCUGAUCUAGCAGAAUGUGGGGCCAGCGCGCCGGUGGGGCCUGAGAAGAAAGAGGACGCGUCGUUGUUAUUCAAACCCAUUGCUGCGGCUCCACUUACGUUGAAUAGCGUGAAUGCGGUUGCUAGUGCGUCUACUGCAGCCCCGGGUUCAUCAUCACCGACCCCCAUGGCCUUGAGCGGCAAAGAAUUGGAAGAGGAGACCAUGAAACAGGUGACGGCUACCACCACCACCACCACUGCUGCCACAGCCACCGCCACCACCACAACCACUACGGUUCCGGGGAUGGGAGUGGAGAAUCCUGAGGAUGCCAACAAGGCCGACGACGAGUCUGACGAUGAUGAAGCCGAGAUUGUAGAGGAAUCGCCCACUGGACGAUGGCUCAAGCGCAAAGAACAGAUCAAGUAUCGGGAUGUGCCCGGGAUUGACACGGCCUACUUGGCCAUGGAUAGCGAAGAAGGCUUCGAAGUGGUGUGGAAUGAGGCCCAAUUCUCGACGGCCAAAAAGUUCGCGUCCCAAGAAGAGAAGCUCAAGGGCGUGUUUGAGGCCCUGACACUUAUCGAUCACCCCAAUAUCGUCAGAUUUCAUAACUACUGGAUUGACAAGGGCAAUCCAAAUGAGAAAAAAGCCCCAAGGCUCGUGUUCAUCACCGAAUAUAUGUCCUCCGGGUCCCUGAAGAACUUUUUGCGGAAAACCAAGAAAAACAACCGUAAAAUUGCACUCCAAUCGUGGAAGCGUUGGUGCACGCAGAUCUUGUCAGCAUUGAGCUAUCUCCAUCAGACGUGCACACCACCCAUCAUUCAUGGUAAUCUCACCUGCGAUACCAUUUUCAUUCAGCACAAUGGUCUGGUCAAAAUCGGAUCCAUCGCUCCUGAUAUCAUUCAUCAAAAUGUCAAAACUUGCCGUGAAAACAUCAAAAACUUGCAUUACUUGGCACCUGAAUGGGGAGAGGAGGGAGUUAUUCCAGAUACAGCCAGUGAUAUCUACUCAUUCGGCGUGUGUGCUCUGGAAACUGCUGCUCUUGACAUUCAGCCAUCCACGCCUCAAGUGACGUCCUCCAAUGCGGCUUCCAGCGCCACCUCCGCCGGUGGUUCCAACACUUCUACCAAUAUCCAAGGGGCCUCCACCACUUCCAAUCCGUCUUCCGGAUCUUCAACCAGUGCUUCGACAAUUGGCUUGAGCGAGAAGGUUGAAGGAAAGGAGCCUCCGCCCAAGGGAGCUAAUCCCUCGGGGAGUUCCGGAACGACCAGCGAAAACCACGGCGCCACCACCGGAGGCGUCAUCACCGAAGAGAUGCUCUUCCGAGCUAUUGAUCACUUGGAUGACGAGAUGCAAAAGGAUUUCAUCCGGAAGUGUAUGAACAAAGAUCCCAAGGCUCGGCCCACGGCGCGAGAUCUUCUAUUCCAUCCAGUGUUGUUCGAAGUGCACUCGCUCAAGCUUUUGGCCGCUCACAGCUUGGUCAACGCUCCAGGCAAUAUCAACGAGACUAUGGAUGACGAUGCCACCAAGGCUCACUACAGUUCUCAAACGGUCAAGGCCGCAGUUCUCAAAUCUGGCGAGCAGAAAGAGUUCAAAUUGUCCGAUUUUCCCGUUGCCGAAAAAUUGGAAAAGUUCAUGGAGGACGUCAAGAACGGCAUUUAUCCCAUUACUGCCUUCCCUUUGCUUCAGGGAGCCUCAGCAGCUCCAAAAACGCGUGCUUGCUCCCCGGAAAAUGUGGUAGACGAAAAACGCAAUUUGGGCACGCCCGAGCCCGAAAAAGGCGAGGUCAAUAAUCCGAAGAUGCUCAACCAGAUCCUCGUGGCCGUCGGGUUUGGCGAUAACGAGGGCGUGGACCCCCUAAAAUUCCACGUGGUUUGUGUGGGAAAGUGCGAAGAUGGUAUCUUCCGACAGGUUCACGCUCCCCUAGAUUUCUCCAUUCACACCCCUGGGGUUUUGGCUGAAGAGCUCAUCGCCCAACGGUAUUACGUGUUGGAUAACGUGGGAGCUUUGAGUGCAGCUUUUGCGGACGGAAUCCGAAGAUUCGCCCAAUUGGUCGCCACUUUAGCCCUGGGUGAACCGCCCGAGAUCGAAGAGGGAGAAUUUGGUGAAGAAGUCUUGGAAUUGCGCACCCAAGAGCAAUAUCGUGCCAUUCUGAACGGGUUCACGUGGUACGAUACGGAUCAUCCGGAGCAAACCAAACGCGAGGAGGCCUACGAUCCCGAAUUUGUCAAGAAUCAUCGCGAUGCCUUCAACAUCACUCUGCAAUAUCCCAUGCCCGAGGGUAUGCAAUGGUUACCUCCAUUUACGGAGGAUGCCGAGUUCCUCAUGCAGCAGAAUGAAGUGCCUCAAAAUAUCAAUGCCUUUGAUUAUCGCCACUUGAGUGAGGAUCAGCUCUACGAGAUGAUCGAACAGAACUACGGGUUCGUCCCCUAUGGAGCACGGAAUCUACCGCCGCCUAAUAAUGAUGAUUCAGCUCCGUCGUUUACGCCGCAAAACACGGAUAGCGGUCCCACUUACACGCCCUCGCAAGCUCGACCCGACGGCCAAUAUGACGCCCUGUCUCACCUUCAAGAAGCCCAGAAGGCCUUGGAAAACUACGAGAAAAUGGAACGCCAACAGCUGCAACAGCAGCAGCAAAUUUUGUCACAGCCACAACAGCACCCACAGCACCACCAUCACCAAAGCUUGGGGGUGAGUGAGCAAGAGCACCUUCACCAGCAACAGCAACAGUUACACCAACUUCAACACCAGCAACAGCAAAUCCAUCUUCAGCAGCAGCAGCAACAACAACAACAGCCACCACAGCCACAACCACAGCAGCAGCCAGGAAACGAGAACAACACCAUAUAGACCACAUUAAUCUCUUGUAGAGAAAUUGUCUGAAUAUUGUCAGGUCUAGUAGAUGCCAAUUUAUGUCUCGUCGCCACUCGAACUUGGAAACCACCUGCUAUAUUGAUUGUUCUCUUUGAUCAUCGCAUUACGACUUUGCCGCCAUUGCUACUACUACUACUACUACUAAUAUUAUUAUCAUCAUUAUUA